UUCCGAAAUAUACCCGGCAGCACUGCUGAAUAUUACGCAAACAACCGGUAUUUUCUGUAGUAUUAUGACGUAAAGGAGUUUCCCUGUAAAAUCACAUGAUAGUAAAUUAGAACGUAGCCGUGUAAGUUACGUUUACUGGCCUUGUUUUUAGAAAACUUUAGAAAGAAGAUGGCGGAGAAUCCAUCAUAUGGAGGUCCACCCCAACCUUACCCCCCUGGCCAACAGGGGUACCUGCCCCCACAAGGGGGUUACCCACCCCCACAACAAGGGGGUUACCCGCCUCCACAAGGGGGUUACCCACCACCUCAGCAAGGGGGUUACCCUCCACCUCAAGGGGGCUACCCCCCGCCCCAACAAGGGGGUUACCCACCCCCCCAACAAGGGGGUUAUGGAGCCCCACCUGGAGGACCCCCACCCCAACAGUGGAUGGCUGCACCCCAAGCUGCGGCGGGAUGCCCCCCGGGGCUUGAGUAUCUUACCCAGGUUGACCAGCUUUUGGUUCACCAAAAAGUAGAACUCCUCGAAGCGUUUACUGGUUUUGAGACAAACAACAAAUACGAGGUGAAAAACACUCUUGGACAAAAAGUUUAUUUUGCUGUUGAAGAUAAUGAUUGCUGUACAAGACAAUGCUGUGGUCCAUGCAGAAGUUUUGAUAUGAAAAUAAUGGAUAACUCACAGAGGGAAAUUGUCCAUUUGGAACGUCCACUUAGAUGUGCUUCUUGCUGGACCCCAUGUUGCCAGCAACAGAUGACAGUCUCUUCACCACCUGGAACAGUUAUUGGGCACGUGGAGCAAACUUGGGAUUUAUUUUUACCAAAGUUUAACAUUCUUAAUGAAAAUCAUGAAGUGGUAUUAAAAAUAGAAGGCCCGUGUUUUACAUGUAAUGGUUGUGGAGAUGUAGAAUUCAAGGUUAUGACAAAGGAUGACGUAUCUGUUGGUAAAAUAUCAAAGCAAUGGACUGGGUUGAUCAAAGAAGCAUUUACUGAUGCCGAUAACUUUGGUGUCCAAUUUCCAAUGGAUCUGUCAUUCAAGCAAUAUUUUUGUUGUUUUGUUGUAGGAUUUGGUGCAUUAACACUAACGGGCAAUAUUUUCCAACUUGUUAAAUAUAAUGAAAUUUUAGUUACUUUUGCUUAUAAUUAGUUUACUGAGAUUUUAUUGUUCACUAAUAUAACAUAACACCUCUAUAUUUUACCCAAAACCAUUAUACCCAAAUUAACUACACAGUCCGUACUAAAGUAUAGUUUUGUUGCAGUUGAAUUUAAAUCGUUCGUGCCUAUUGCAAAAAUUAUUUCCAUACAAAGAAUGUACAUUGCAAAUACCCAAUAUUUCACAGCUUAUAAAUACCGGUUCUAAAUAUUAAAUUGUGCUAACGCUUGUAUUUAUUAAUUCACACACAAUUAUUAUUUCAUUUUUAUGUACCUCUAAAUAUAUAUUACUUUGUUAUUGUAACAAUGUGUAAUAAAACCUGGGUAUUAAGAAA
Molecule: messenger RNA, 1480 nt
Organism: Ciona intestinalis (vase tunicate)
Lineage: Eukaryota; Metazoa; Chordata; Ascidiacea; Phlebobranchia; Cionidae
Source: RefSeq, a predicted model, not a curated record